AUGGAGGUGUGGGUCAGGUUCGGAGAGUUGAACAACUGUAUCACGGUCGCCAUAGCGGGGCGGGGAGGUCCUCGCCUUUCCCAACUGCUGCUGGAUCGCAUCCGGUGGGACGACCGUCGGGUGGAGCUACGUCAGAUCUGCCACGCACACGCUGCUCUCCACCGGGCGGCGGAGCUGCUGCAGCGGCACCUCGGCACCACCGUGGCUCUGGCGGUGGCGAACUCCUUCUGGGGCGGCAUCUACAGCUCCUACGGACUGCUGGUGCUGUGUACGGUUCCGAAGCGGACGCACGCCUCCGUCAUCAACCGCUCGGUGUGGCUGUCGCUGUUCUGGGUCUCGCUGAACGCCGUGCGGCUGUCGGCUCUGGCGGUGUGCUGCUCGGCGACCUGUGACCGGGCGGAGAGCGCGCUCGUGCUGGUGCAGCGGUCCGCGGCGAUGACGCCGGCGGUGGAAAGCCACGCCGGGGCUGCGGAACUGGCGGCGCUGCAGAGCCAGGUGGCCGCCACGCCUCGCCUCGCCUUCACCGCCGCCGGCUUCCUCACGGUCGACCGCCGCCUGCUGGUAACCGUCCUCAGUGCCACCGUCACCUAUCUGGUUAUUCUGGGACAAAUCGCUACGUUGUGA
Messenger RNA from Schistocerca serialis cubense, 624 nucleotides. RefSeq lists its product as uncharacterized. Bases 1 to 624 code for a protein of 207 amino acids. Gene Ontology annotation, cellular component: membrane. Gene Ontology annotation, biological process: sensory perception of taste. The transcript has a single exon. The record is from RefSeq and is a predicted model, not a curated record. Lineage: Eukaryota; Metazoa; Arthropoda; Insecta; Orthoptera; Acrididae.